UUUCAGAAUUUCCAUGUUGCGACGUAGCUCGAGGCACGCGGACCAAAGAAAGAAUGGUGCACAGUUGAGAGCAGAGGAAGAAGCCAACAAGGUCAAAUUGAGAUUAACCGCGGAGAAUGAAAAGUUGAAGAGUGAAGUGGAAAAGUUGAAGAAAGAUCAUGAAGAACUGUCAAGGGUUACCCUGAAAGUCAAUACAGAAUUCACUAUUCAAGAAUCACACAUGGCACGAUUACUGCGAGAAAACAUGAGUUUGAAGGAGCAACUUAACGACUUUUCCUUCAAAUUGCGAUUCAGAGACGAUAUGUCUCGCGUCGAAGAACAAGUGAAAAAAGAGCAGGGAGUCACAGACGGGUAUCGAAGGAGAGUGAACCAAUUGACAGAAUUUCAUGUGAAGAGUCAGGAAGAGCAACGAGGAGAACCGUUCCCAUGGAGAACCUGCGAAAUUUGUGCUUGCAAGUUUGAGGGAGAAACUAUGGAUCAGACUCCGCGAGUUUUGGGCUGUGGUCACACGAUGUGCAUGGGAUGUGUUCAAAAAAUUGUCGGGCAAGGGUACAUCAAAUGCCCUUUCUGCCGGAUUGUCACAAAAAUUGGAACUACGCCACUCAAUAAUUUGCCAAAGAACUACAUUGUUCUUAAUAUGUGAAAGGAUUCAAUCUACUGUUUAUUCAUAAUUAAACGUAUCAUCUCACUCAUAAUGAAACGAAAUCUUCAAAUAAAAGUCAUGAAAUCCUUGAAAU
Caenorhabditis elegans is the source of this 737-nucleotide messenger RNA. It is a transcript of the gene F53F8.3, whose product is annotated as RING-type domain-containing protein. The record is from RefSeq and is marked reviewed. The coding region runs from base 14 to 643 and encodes 209 amino acids. The transcript has 2 exons. Lineage: Eukaryota; Metazoa; Nematoda; Chromadorea; Rhabditida; Rhabditidae.